Messenger RNA from Colletotrichum scovillei, 2783 nucleotides. RefSeq lists its product as uncharacterized. Bases 839 to 2419 code for a protein of 526 amino acids. The record is from RefSeq and is a predicted model, not a curated record. The transcript is spliced from 5 exons. Lineage: Eukaryota; Fungi; Ascomycota; Sordariomycetes; Glomerellales; Glomerellaceae.
GGACAACUCACUCACUCACUCACUCACUCACCCAACUUAUUCGUCAUUUUGAUGAGCCUCUCACUUAUGUUCUCCUCUUGGCCUUGAUCAAAUCAUCUCACCUGUUCGGUUUGCGUUGUCCUUCAUUUGCCCUCGACUCCCAUAUCAUAGUAUAGGAACAAACCAACGGAUCAUCCCCUUUAAUCGAGUCUACCACGCCUGAAGGGGAAAAGGAAAAUAGCAUCCCGAGCCGAGACGACACGGCUUCACUAUCUACACUCUUGCGUACAACACCAACACAACCUCUCCGACUUUACCGCCCGCUUGCACCAACAACGGCCGUGUGUGCUGCGUCAAGACGUCGUGACUUGGCUACACCUGACGGAAGCCAAAAUACCCCGGAACCUUUAGACGUUUUUGUCUCCCCUCCGCUGGCCUCUGAUACCAUGCCAUUUGUGGACCAAACCACAAACCUCAGCCGUCUUCCGUCAUUGGACAACCGCAUCCCGUGUGUGCUUGCUACAGCCGUUCCCUUUUAGGAAACGAACUUCCGACCCCAUUUCUUCACACCUUGCCAUCGUGGCCACACCUUCAUUCCUCUCCAUUCUUCGAAUCCGCGUCAAGGUUGGGGGCGACAGGCAUCACCAGUCAGACACCAAGGCUCGUCCCGUCCUUGGUUGAUUCGGGACUCUGUCCACGUGCAGUAGCACCUUAAUUCAAAAGCCGUUGGUUGUUGAACAUCAAGUCCUGCGGAAAGAGGGGCAUACCAUUUCUGGCCCCCUCUGUUCAGCCACUCUUACAACCUCAAAGAAAUCCUUCAGGUCUAGACACCUUCCAAUCAAGGUGAUCGCUCGCCAUCAUGGAUGUCGCAAACCUGGAAAACAUUGUGCGAAGCUACGGUAUCGCCAUUGACAGGCACACCCUUCAGGCAGCCCUCGAUGACCCAGAGCACGGAACUGCUUUUACCGAAUGGGCCCGCCUUCACCUUGGCCCCGAGAACCUGCUGUCCAGAGAUGAACUUGCCUUGUACACAGCCCUGGACAGAUCCGGCCAGAUCGACAAGCUGGUUGAAUCGCAGGAUCUGGCUGCUGUUCAAGCUGUAAGCGAACGCGAGAUACAGACUGCCAUUGAGGAGCUCAACCGGUCGACUGCUGCCAUUGUCAAGCAGACCGAGACCUUGAAGCAGCAGCAGGAUGCCCUGUCGAAGCUGGUCAAGACACAUUCCAGGGUCGAGGAGGCUCGCUCCGAUCUCGUCUUCCAACGAAACCAGAAGCAUGAUGCUGAGCGAAGGAACAUGAUGACUACGGUCGAGGAGCUGUCACAAAGUCUAGAGUAUAAGGCGUCGGACCUCGAACAGCAAACCAAGGUUUCUGGCAACGGCCUGCAGCAGACUUUAGAUAGCCUGCUUCGCUCCGACGACAAGCUUCUUUCGAGUCUUCGCAAGCUGGGGCUUGAACUUGAGACUGAGGACCCCGAAGAUCGUGAAAACGUAGAAAAGCUUCGUGAAAUAUGCAUGAGGUUGAUCAAAUACACCGUCGAAACGGUACGCGCAAAGCUGGAUAGACUCUACCUCGAAGCGUUAAGUUCCGCCCACCAGAACGGCGUGACAUCACACCCUUCAGACGACGUCAAAACCUCCCAGGAGGAACUGGAGUCUCUCUACGCAGAGAUCCUUCCCGUAGCUCAGAUGUCGGUGGAGCAGCAACACCUCGAGCCGGCUCUGAAGUCGCUAUCAAGCAAGAACGGACAGUCUCUGCGCCGCUCCGCCGCUGCAGUCAUCUACAUCGACGAGUGCCUGGACUACCUCCUUGACCACAUGGACCGUCUCUACGCCCGCAUAGAAGCCUAUCAGUCCCACCAAACAGCAACAUCAAGCCUCCUCACCACGGCCCGCGCAGAACUCUCUACCCCAGCCGCGACGCCAAAGAAGAAGACGCCGACGCAGGACCUCGUCUCCCCCGUCCGUCGCCGCAACAACACAAACCCCGGGAAAUCACCCACCCGCGACGGUACCAACCGCCGCCGCCGCUCCUCAGCCUAUGACGAGCCACCCCUCGAAACCCUUUUCCGUUCCCUCGCCAUCGCCUUCCCCGAAGACGUCACCGACGGCGCGGGCCAGACGGCCGUGUUGGCCGCUACCUUGGCCGAGCGGCAGACGAAAGCCCGCGAUGUGGCAAGGAAUGCACAGAAGACGCUGGAGGGUACCGCCGCGACGCAGCUUGCGGAUUCGAAGCUCGCGAUCCAGUUCUUGCGGGAUAGUCUACUAGCCGAGAGUCCGUUUGGGGAUGUGAGGCUUGUGGAUGAGGGGAUUGAGGCGUCUAUUGCCGUGUUGGGGCAAGAGGUUGAGAAGGUGAAGGAGAGGGUGGAAAAGGUGGAUGCUGGCAAGGCGAGGUUGAGGAGCGAGAGGAAGAGGGAGAUUUUGGAGCGAUGGGGGCGGUAGUGUUCUUGUUGGGUAGCUUGAGAUGGGUCGUCUCGAUGUUCUCCAGCAUCCAUAUCUCAACUUUCCAAGAGAUAAUGUACCACAUACACUUUUAGGGUGUCGACCCGAUCCCCGUCUUAUCCUAAUCGUAAACGGUAUCGACCCAACAUGACGGUAUUCCUUGUCCCUGGAGCUGGGACCUGGAGCUGGAAUCGAGUCAUGGCAGCCGAAUGAAUCGGCCAUCUCAAUAUGCCCCAGAAUAUUUGGUACCGACCCCAUUGUUCCCCUUCAGACCCUCUCAGUCUGACUCCACGCCAAGACGCAAAUGCCAAGAUCGGGAUCUUGGAGAAUAGGUAAGCAGUCCAAGGCGGAAAUAAGAACCCAC